CCCUUCAGCCCGCCCAAGUUUUCGACGGCCUCAACGACAUCCUCAAGCACCCAACAUGCCGGCACAACCAUCAAACUUCCAGCGUUUCGUCGAGGUCGGCCGUGUCGUGCUCCUCAAGUCCGGUCCCAGCGAGGGCAACAUCGCUGUGAUUGUGGAGAUCAUUGACCACAACCGGGCCAUCAUCGAUGGACCCACCACUGGCGUCGCCCGCCAGUCCUUCCCCUUCCGCCACCUGACCCUCACUCCCUUCGUCCUCGCCUCUCUCCCCCGUGGUGCCGGCACCGGCGUCGUCCGCAAGUACCUCGAGAAGGAGGGCACGGUCGAGAAGUGGAACAAGUCCGCAUGGGCGCAGAGGCGGGAGGCGAUCGAGAAGCGGAGGAAGCUCAACGACUUCGAGCGCUUCGCGGUCAUGAUCGCGAAGAAGGCGCGGAGAGACGUCGUCCGCAAGAGCGUCGCGAAGGCCUCGGCAUAAACCGCUGCCAGGUUGCGAGCCUGCUCCUGCCGUCGGUCGCUCUUGCUGGGUCGCGGGUGCGCUCACCAGGAGCUGGACUGGAGCUCGGGAGAGCGGUAAAAUCAUUGGAGGACGCGUUUGCCAGGACCGCCUUCUCGCCACACGUCGUAUGUCUACUGUGUUGUUUAUGUACUCUCACCAUGCCCCAUGAUGUGGUCCACUUGCUCUGCAACUCAGUUAGCCUGGACAUCCGC
Molecule: messenger RNA, 705 nt
Organism: Trametes versicolor FP-101664 SS1
Lineage: Eukaryota; Fungi; Basidiomycota; Agaricomycetes; Polyporales; Polyporaceae
Product: 60S ribosomal protein L14
Exons: 4
Coding region: 56-472 (138 amino acids)
Biological process (GO): translation; ribosomal large subunit biogenesis
Cellular component (GO): cytosolic large ribosomal subunit; ribosome
Molecular function (GO): structural constituent of ribosome; RNA binding
Source: RefSeq, a predicted model, not a curated record